This is a messenger RNA of Recurvomyces mirabilis, 1257 nucleotides long. RefSeq lists its product as uncharacterized. The coding region runs from base 1 to 1257 and encodes 418 amino acids. Gene Ontology annotation, biological process: transmembrane transport; carbohydrate transport. The transcript has 9 exons. The record is from RefSeq and is a predicted model, not a curated record. NCBI's taxonomy places the organism in Eukaryota, Fungi, Ascomycota, Dothideomycetes, Mycosphaerellales, Teratosphaeriaceae. Gene Ontology annotation, molecular function: carbohydrate:proton symporter activity. Gene Ontology annotation, cellular component: membrane.
AUGGCAUUCGGUACUGCUUGGAAGAGGCUGUCGCCUCGACAGCUCAACUUCGCCAUCCAAGCGUUCUCGCUCAUUGCAAUCUUCUUCGAGGGUUAUGACCAAGGUGUGAUGGGUGGUGUGAACGCGAGUCCUCGAUAUGUCCAAGAAGUCGCUAUCGGUACACCUGCGGGAGUCGUGACGAACGAUGUGAAGCAGGGUGGUAUCGUCAGCAUCUACUAUCUGGGUGCCAUCGUCGGAUGCUUUGUUGGUGGUUGGGCAGCUGACCGCAUUGGCCGUAUAAAUGGCCUCUUCUACGCCGCAUUCUUUGCUCUCAUUGGAGGUGCUCUUCAAGCCGCCACGCAAAGCGCCGAUUUCAUUUUGAUUGCUCGUGUUGUCACAGGGCUCGGAACAGGAGUGCUGACCGGUAUCACACCCGUAAUGAUCUCGGAAGUCUCGAGUGCGACACACCGCGGCGGAUAUCUUGGUUACGUUUUCAUUGCGGAUUACCUCGGUAUCAGUAUAGCGUACUGGUUGUCCUUCGGCUUGGCCUUCGUCGACAAUGGCUACUCGGACGUCCGAUGGAAUUUCUUUUGGGCUUUCAAUUUCGUUCUUCUGCGCCAGGCUGGGUACAGCGCGCUCAAGCAAAACGGUCUUGCUGGCGGUCUGAACGCUAUCGGAAUCGUUGGAACAAUCAUUUCGGCUCAGAUUGUCGACAAACUCGGACGACGCCCUUGCCUUAUGGGUGGUGCUGGUGGUCUUGCAGUCGUGAAUCUUAUUGCUGCGUCUCUGUACGAAGCGGCACGCCACAACCGGUCCAUUUCUACGCAAGUAGCACCGGCUGCAGUCACCAUGCUGUUCUUGUUCAACCUUGUCUACGCCGCUACUUGGGGCACCGUUGCAUUUCUUGUGCCUACCGAAAUCUUCCCGAGUGACCUGAGAGCUCAGGGUAACGGUUUUGGAAUCACUGGUUGGGCCAUUGGUGUUGGCUGGGCUGUCCUCGUGAAUCCCAUCAUGUUUGGGCACCUCGAGAACCGGACUUACUUCCUCUUUGCCGGGCUCAACCUCCUUUGGAUCCCUAUCGUCUACCUUUUGUAUCCUGAGACGAAAGAUAGGUCGCUCGAGUCGAUUGACGCAAUGUUCUCUUCGUCAUCACCGUUUUUCAACCAGAUGGAACGGUCGUACGAGUUGAACAAAGAUGUUGUAGCUCUGGCUGGGGGCGAAAGGGCCAAGAGCGUGGCCAGUGUAGAGAAGGGUCAUGAGCCCGGUACGUACAAGUAG